CUUCUCCCAUCAGCUGCCACACCCUCCUUUCCCAUCGUUAAUUUUUUUAUUAUUUUUAAUUUUAGAUUAUGACUGAUUCCUCCUUAGCGUCUCCACUUGUGACCAGAUCCGUCAUGAAUCCCUCCUGCAGCUCAUUUUACCCUCUUCCAUGGAUGCCUUCCACUCGUCAUGUCCAACUAUAUAACCUCCUCUGCUCCCCCCCCUCUAUUUCUCAAUUUCAACUUCAUACAUCUGCAUCCAGCCCUUCAACUCAGACCUAUUACCAACCAUAUAGCCACUCGCAAGACCACUUUGUUUGCGAUCUAUUCAUUCAAUCCCAUUACUGCUACCCACCUAUUCACGCAACACGUGCUCACCCAGAGCUCGACCUGACCUAUCCGUCACACUGUCGCCUUUCAAGUCUACUCGAUUCCUCUGGCCCCCUAUCUACACCUCCAUAAGGGAGUCUGUUCCCCUGCGAUCCAAGCCCCGUCUCCGUCGCACCGCAAGCAUGCCUCACCAGGUCGAGCAAGCCGCCGAGCCCGUCGUGCUCGUGCGGGAGCUGGAGGACGACGAGACAUAUGUCCUCAACAGCUUUGAGAGCCACGCCGGUCACUGCUCCCGUUGUGCCAACCCCCUUCAGACUCGCGAAGAAGACCGGUCUCUAUGCAAGCGCGGCCACCAGUAUGCCCGCGACGUGGCUGAAUACCUGCGCAGCAAGAACGGCAAGAUCUACUCGGUGGUCGACCUAGAACGCAACCGAUCCACACUGGUCAAGGUGCCUCUCAAGUAUGCCGCCGCCCGUCAGCUGCUGCUGGCAAUUGAGGACGGCCUGCGCGUGGAGAAGAAGUCGACCGCCGGCGUUCGUGCCUCUGCGCCCCCGGUCAUCAGCUACGAUGCCACCUAUCCCGUGCCCCCUCGACGCACCACCACUCAGGACUACCUUCACCCUUCGCAGGCCAUCAUCGAGCGUGAGCCACGGACCCUGAAGCGUCACCGGACCAUCAUCUACACAUCCCCUCGCAGCUCGCCCAGCCGAGGGUCACUGUACGAGGCUGAUGCGGCCGAGCGGUAUGAGCGCGUCAAGGAAUCGUCCCGCAUCUACCGGCCGACCGACUACCACCGUUGAAUGAGCACAACGCACUGGUU
Messenger RNA from Aspergillus brunneoviolaceus CBS 621.78, 1128 nucleotides. RefSeq lists its product as uncharacterized. Lineage: Eukaryota; Fungi; Ascomycota; Eurotiomycetes; Eurotiales; Aspergillaceae. The transcript has a single exon. Bases 491 to 1108 code for a protein of 205 amino acids. The record is from RefSeq and is a predicted model, not a curated record.